GGCAGCCUGGGAACUCCAUAGCAGCAAACAUGGCGGCUGCAAUAGGGAGAGUUUUGUCCUUCAGUAAAAAUGCUAAGGUGUUUGUUUCACCGAUGAGGUUGUCUGUUGUACCUGGGCACCGGUACAGCUUAGACGUUUCCAGUACUGGUGAGCCCAUUACUCACACCGGACAGGUGUUUGAUGAAAAAGAUCCCCGAAGGGCCAGAUUCGUUGGCAGACAGAAAGAGGUGAAUAAGAACUUCGCCAUCCAACUGGUUGCAGAGGAGCCAGUGACUGACAUUGAGGCCAGAGUGGUGUCCUGUGAUGGGGGUGGAGGGGCCCUGGGCCAUCCCAAAGUCUACAUCAACCUGGAUAAGGACACAAAAGUUGGCACAUGUGGCUACUGUGGAUUACAGUUCAAGCAGAAGCAUCAUCAUUGAAUCUUUCCCUCUGCUGCUUCUCUGUAUAGAUGAACAUAUUGGUUAAUAAAUUAUCUGUUGUCUCUCCA
Cheilinus undulatus (humphead wrasse) is the source of this 487-nucleotide messenger RNA. RefSeq names its product NADH:ubiquinone oxidoreductase subunit S6 (gene ndufs6). The transcript has 4 exons. Gene Ontology annotation, biological process: mitochondrial electron transport, NADH to ubiquinone. NCBI's taxonomy places the organism in Eukaryota, Metazoa, Chordata, Actinopteri, Labriformes, Labridae. Bases 30 to 419 code for a protein of 129 amino acids. The record is from RefSeq and is a predicted model, not a curated record.